CAAAUCUCAAAAUCUCAUUUUGAUGUUUACAUUUCAUUCUAUUUUAAUAAUUAUUCAAUUUUUAAUUUAAGUUCGAGUUUCACUAUUUAAAUGUAAAUUCGUUAUACAGGAAAUAAACUUAAAAUUUAAAAGCUUACUAACUAUCAUAAUGUAUUAAUUAAAAUCCUGAAAAACAAUAUUUAAAAAAAAGCGUCCACAGUUCACAAAAUUACAGCAAUUUCGUUUGAAAAAAGCUAAUAACCAUACAAUGGCAGAAUGGAAACACUUAAUAACUGAAUGGCUUAGUGAAUAUGCUGGCCUAAGAGAUAAUGAAAUAAAAAGUUUUGCGGCUGAGCAUGAACACAAUCAUGAGAUAGCAACUGCACUUUUUAAUCUUUUAUACAGAGAAGAUGAUAAUGAAGGAUUUGGCAAUACUAAAAACCAAGAUGAUGAUUUUGAUCAACAGAUGCUAGAAAAUGUUUGCAUACAAUUGUUUAGUUUUUAUCGCUCUAAAGAAGUAGAGCUGCAAAGAUUCACACUGCAAUUUGUACCAACAUUAAUCUAUAGAUACUUAAGUUCAGUUGCACAAAGUAAUACCAAAUCAUGCAGAUGCAUUGAAACCUUACUCAUUGGUCUAUACAAUUUUGAAGUUGUUGAUGAAAAUGGAAAACCAAAAGUUGUCUCCUUUAGAUUACCAUCUUUAGCUCAAGCAUCCAUAUAUCAUGAGCCACUGUCUUUAGGAUCACAAUUUCUCACAGAAAGUGCUUUGAGAAGAUGGGAGGAAUGUAACACUAAACUAGUGAGCUGGGGCCCUCAUACUCAAGUUGAGACCAUCAAUGCUCAGAACCGUCUCAAAGUCAUGGCUGCUCUCUGCUUUGUUUAUAAUCGUCAACUAAGUCUACUGCCAAAGCUUGCGUUGAGGCAUUUCUGUAUUGCUUCAUCCAGAAUAGUUACACAAGGAUUCCAUAAAAAAGGUGCUGCAAGUUCAAAGCAAAUCCAACGGAUACCAGUGUCUUCAAAUAUUCUUCUAGAAAUGAUAGAGGGAGCAUAUUUUGCUAUGUUUAACGAGUUCUACACGUUAGCUCUUCAAGCUAUUAAAGAUAUAGACCAGAGAGCACAAUACGAGCUGCUUCCUGAUGUCAUGCUGGUCACCAGUGCUGUUAUUAAUUCCAUGAAGAAUAAUCCAUCUGGUCAACCAUGCGAUGGCCCGAUGGGUAUAAGUGUGGCGUUGUCCCCAGCAACCACAACAGUGACUAUGUCUAAAUCAAUGAUUACAAAUGCAUCAUUCCGCACUAAGAAGUUACCAGAUGACAUCCCUAUCCAAGCUGGUCAGGCCGUACCAACGGAUUCGGCAGACAUGCUCACUUCGAUCACUGAAGAGGGUGAAUCCGAUGCACCCAUACAAAGAGGUGCCGGCGUGCGUAACUCGAAGCCGAAAAUGAGUGCAUUUCCUGUACUCGGUAAAAAAACUAAAGACUCCAAAGACAAAACUGGAUCAUCAUCUGACAAAAAAGUCACCGUCAAAGAUUCGACAAAGGGCAUUUGGAACUCUCUCAGCGGUGGAGGGGACAUGGUCGACGCUCAGCAGAAGACUAAUGUAAUAGACACGUUUGACGGCAACGGCAGCUUCAAAGACGAGAUCUCUAUAAACUCCGCUCACAACAGCGCCGAGAUCUCCGACUCGAGGUCACAGGUGACUACUGACUCUUUGGACAUAGACACCACGCCAAGAUUCGCGGCGAUGCAAGUUAGUUCGGUUUAAAAUGAUAUUGCCAAUCUAUCUAUAUGUACUACGAGUAUAUGUAUGAUACUGUAUGAGAGUAGAAAUCGAGUGUCUAUACUUUCAAUAAAAUUACCAAAAAUUUAAUUAGAGUGAUACGAAAAACAUAUUUUUGAAAAUCUUGUCUGUGUCUAUCUUUAUCGCUAAACGGGAUCUAUUUGACCCGAAUUUUCAUGUGGAUGUCACCAGUAUGUUAAGCGAGGAGUUAAAUAGGCUUUCUAAAAGCCUGUUUUACCUUUGUUUAUUAAGAUCGGGUGUACGAGAAUAAAGACAAGUGACAGAAGAAAGGACAUAAAAACGAACAUUCCGUUAAUUCUAUUUGUUUUGGUACCAGUGUUUACCAAAAUUCAAUAUCAACUGCUAGACGUAAAGUAGGUAUUUUUACGUGGCACUUCAAUUUGGCACACUAGGCUUGUGUAUAAGAAGCGAAAGAUGUGAGUCGUGACGUCUCUUUAAAAAAUUAUCUGAAAUAUAAUCUUGUCACAUACAAGUAUAGAACCUUCGUGAUCACCACAAAUGUGUUGAAGUGCCAGGUAAAAAAAAAAACAAU
This is a messenger RNA of Bicyclus anynana (squinting bush brown), 2309 nucleotides long. RefSeq names its product hyccin (gene Hyccin). Gene Ontology annotation, cellular component: plasma membrane. The transcript is spliced from 8 exons. The record is from RefSeq and is a predicted model, not a curated record. Lineage: Eukaryota; Metazoa; Arthropoda; Insecta; Lepidoptera; Nymphalidae. Gene Ontology annotation, biological process: protein localization to plasma membrane; phosphatidylinositol phosphate biosynthetic process. Bases 248 to 1741 code for a protein of 497 amino acids.